Molecule: messenger RNA, 831 nt
Organism: Miscanthus lutarioriparius
Lineage: Eukaryota; Viridiplantae; Streptophyta; Magnoliopsida; Poales; Poaceae
Source: the annotation of a GenBank genome assembly
AUGGCUGACGAGUACGGCCGCAGCGGCUACGGCAGGUCCGGCGCCGGCGACGACUACGACAGCGGCUACAACAGCAAGUCCAGAACUGAUGACUACGGCCGUGGCGAAGGUGGCUACAACAAGUCCGGCGGCGACGAGUACGGCCGUGGCACCGGCGGCGGUGGGUACAACAAGUCCGGCAAGGACGACUACGACGGUGGGUACAACGAAUCGGGCACCAACGACGACGAAUACGGCCGCCGUGGCACCGGCGGCGGGUACAACAGCAAGUCCUCUGGCGACGACGCCUACACCGGCGGUGGCGGCGGGUACAACAGCAAGUCUGGUGGCGAGGACGACGGCGAGUACGGUUCCUCCCCGGACGACUCGGAGAAGUACAGGAAGGAGGAGAAAGAGCACAAGCACAAGGAGCACCUCGGCGAGAUGGGCGCCCUCGCCGCCGGCGCCUUCGCCCUGUACGAGAGGCACGAGGCGAAGAAGGACCCGGAGCACGCGCAGCGGCACAAGAUCGAGGAGGGCGUGGCGGCGGUGGCGGCCCUGGGCAGCGGCGGCUUCGCGUUCCACGAGCACCACGACAAGAAGGAGGCCAAGGACGCGGCGGAGGACGCCGAGGAGGAGGCGGAGUCCGGCCGCGGCGAGGGAAGAAGAAGCACCACUUCUUCGGCUGAUCGAGCUGCUGCUGUUCGAUCUCCCUGCGUGCUGCUCUGUGCUCUGUACUUGCUCCCAGAAGCAGCAUGUGCAUGCAGAUGCAGCCCGCGGGCGAAUGUAUGUAUGAUGUGCCGGUAUGUGAUGAUGUGUCUGCAUGCCGUCAGCUCCGUCGAGAGUACGUAG